GAAUGACAAGUGAGAAGUGACAUUGCAAGGGUGAGAUACAAGUGAGUGAGUGAGAUACAAGUGAUACAACAAGUAAGUCGUGAUCCCGGAAUAUCUGAAGGGGUGGGCUGUAUCUUGAAGUGAGUGAUACUGCUAGUACAGUAGUCAGGAUGUGUACCAACAUGUUGUUCUCGUCGUCAAGCGUCCUGCUUCAACGCGCAGCACCAGCUUGCACUACUUCUCUCUCUGCUUUUGCUCCAUGGCGCCGCAUCAGAGUGGCUGCUAGCAGGGCUUCACCGACACAAGAGCGUUAUUGCAGGCAUUACGUCACAGCACUCGCCAAAGUGAGCUCAAGCGAAUGUUUUCAAUUUUUCGGCAGGGAAAGAUUUUUCACCAGUAUCGCAGCGAAGUCAUGCUGUCAACACUAAGGAAGAACACCUUCUCAUCUGGCCAAGAAGGGUCACAUCAGAGGUACAUAAGCAGAUAGAUAGCAUCAGCCGUUGUUGGCAAGUAGAUUAUACUUAUACAUAGGGUCUCAGCAUCCUGAUCAUCAUGUUCGCAGCAGUAGCAUCAUUCAAUGAGUGACGCUAGUGGCUACCAGCAUACCAAGUAGCUACCGGCAACUCUUCUGAUUUUAAGGACUUGCGUGCGAGUCCUUUAGAGCUAUCUCUAAAAAUAAAAGCGUAACUUUAGCAACACGACCGAAGAACCGCCAACAUCAUGGGUACCCGGCAAGAAAUACACUGGAACAUGUAGCAAGGUGCUCAGACGUCGCAGCAUAGGAUUCGUUAACCCCGAUGACAAUUGUGGCAGGAAAAUCCUAAUGACCAAGUGAUGAUAUUAUCGCAGAGUAUCCAUCAUAGGUUUUCAAAUUUUGACUACUUAAGUACUUAAGUUAGUAGUUUCGCAUCGAAGAAUAAGCAUUACCGAGCAGUAGCUAGUGCACGCUUUUUUUGCAAUAAUUAUAAUGUUAAUGAAUAUAAUCAUGAUUCAAGAAGCGAAGAAACCCUGUAGGAACAGCAUGACUACAAAGCGGACCUUCCGCUCCUGUGUUAGAAAGCGCCUCUUUCUCGUCGUGUAAACUGACGAAAUGAAAUAUCGUCCGAGCUGGUUCUAAAGUGCAAAUCUCCUUCAGGGUCAAGAAGGUGGCAAGGACGGUAUAGUGUUAUGGAAGUGCUGCAUCAGAGGCCCCCGCAUUUAAAUAAGGAUGUACUUUUUAACUUACUUCAUGACGGUGUAAAAUGAAUGUACUAACAGGAAUUUCCAGAUGGCACGUGCUAGUUUUUCCAAUUAUUUUUCUAUUUUUAUUCUAAGGAUUUGUUUUCUUUUCCAUGUCUGGUAACUCUAAAAAUGGCCAUCUCUUGUCAGUACUGGCAAUGCCAUGGCCAGCAUGUAAUGUUUUGUACCUAUUUGAAGCAGCGUAAUCAGCUCUCAGCAUGCUAUUUCAGCAUUCUUCUUUCGAAUCAGCUCUCGGCAUUCAACAUUCACUUCUAUGUCUACCAAUCUUUUUGUAUUCAACAUUCAGAUUCACUUCUAUGUCUUCCAAUCUAUUGCACCAAUUUAGUUUCUGUUCCUUUUUUCCGUGUGGUGGUCUUGUCUAAGAAUAUUUCCGCUUUGGAAGCUCGCUGAGGGCAGCAAGAUUCCGCGAACUGGUGAUCAUUUGGCCUUCCAAAUACGGCCAUCCCCGAAAUUUCCAGGACGUUUGGAGGCACAUUAAGGAAGUGUAGUACGAGGAUGAUUAAGUGAAGAUCGUACCUACGAGCUUACGCUUACCAAGUCAUUCAGGGAUGAGAAGGCAGUUUGGAUUUUGACCACAUUUUUCAAACUUGAAAGAACAGAUAUUGGGCAAAUCCACUAGACUUAGCAGGUAGUUAAGUAGAUGAAGCCAGAACUAUUGCUAUUAUGUUUGUUGUGAUGUCGCUUCUUAGGAGACUAGGCACUGUUACAGCAGGAGCAUUAGCGUGACAUGCUUGCCAAGAAGAGCUUGCAAAGGGUGCUUGAAACACGAUUUUAUCAGAGGGGCAGACUCUUUGAAUAAAAUGCGCAGGUGAAGCCGAAUUUGUCAGCCCUCCUAAGAUCAUCUGGGAAAUAUCUAUGUGAAAGUAGAAGUUCUUUGAUUAAUCUUACCCAAGCACGUGCAGCUACAUGCGACACGAAGAAGUUCUUUGAUUAAUCUUACCCAAGCACGAUGCUUCGUCCAAGCUCCAUCGUGCUAUCCUAGAAAAAAGAAGGUUGAUGACGAGCUCUAAGCGCAUGAAGUUGCCGGCGGCACAAGCGACAGAGAAUUUUUUUCCAGGGACUCUGCAGCAGCGCACAAUGCCGUUCAACAAGCUGUGGCUCAGAGUGCGUAUUCGUAAAGACUACGUAGUCUUCAACUUUCCUCUGUUUUCAAGAUAGGGCUGAAAGUGGUUAUGUUGAACCAAAAUAAAAGGACUGCGACAGGGACACAGACAUGACAUGGGCAAUUAUAAUAACGAGGGCGCUCCUGACAUCGAAAAUGGAUUGAAGUAUUCGUAGUCUCUCGAUACUUGAUGAAGCAAGUGUUCCUUUCUAGACUCAUGCAGCGCUUGCUUGCAUUCACGUUGAUUAAAGCUCCGAUGACUCUUACUGACAUACUCCACUACUUAUCGCAAUAAUAAUCCUUUCUGCUUCAUAUUAGAUCAAUCACUCUCUUUGCCGCCUUGCUUGUGUUCCAUCAUAGUACAACCAUAGUACAAGAACAGCAACUGUUCUGUGUCAACGCGCCUAAUUACAGGCUUGCCCCAAGCGGGUGGAUCUCAUGAUAAGACAUGAGAAAAAAUGCAAAGAAGGAGCAAAAGUGGACGAGGGGAAGAAAUUGAUAUCUUCCAACAAUAACCUCAUGCCAG
Molecule: messenger RNA, 2846 nt
Organism: Amoebophrya sp. A25
Lineage: Eukaryota; Dinophyceae; Syndiniales; Amoebophryaceae
Source: the annotation of a GenBank genome assembly